AUGGAAGCUAGUGAUGCAUUACUAAGUAAAGCCCUCAAAAUAGGAUGCACGGUUACUCUGUGUUAUAAGGAUGAUGAUGGAAAGAACUACUAUGCUUGUUGCGAAGGUUUUACAUCAAUGAAACUGAGAUUACUACCGGCAUCGAGGAUUAAAGAAUAGGGACGCUUGAAUUAAUGUCUAUUUAAAGUGGUGCCUCCAUUUUAGUUUGUGGAAUACAAUAAGGGGAAGGAGGCAUUCCAUCAGAAAGAGACUUUGAACCAAGUUACUAAUGUUGAUUAAAGAGGUAAGGAAGUUACCAUUAUGGAAUAGACUCCAGACUCGAAUUUCCAAAGCAAAUUAAGCUCAUGUAGGAUGAAUCAUCGUUGAACAAGGAAUCUCUUGAGAAGAUGAAAGAACAAUCAAUAUUUUUUGGCCAAACCAUCCAAUUCAUUCAUCAAGCAAGCAACAAAUACUUGAGUUAUUUGAAAGAUUAGGGAAGUGAUUACGAAAGCGAUAGUUGGAAGGCUACUUUGAAGAAGGAACAUGGAGAAGACACCCAAUUCAAAUUUCAGGCUUCAUUCUCAUUUUAACAAGAGACCGGAGGCUUAAUUUUUGAUGAAGACACUGUCUACAUAGUGAGUGUUUUGGACAUGAGUGUCGAGCCAGGAUUGCAUGCCUCUAAUAAGAAGAAGGAUAGAGAGAAGAGAGAAUUGAAUGUUGCUCCUGAGAAGAGAUCCUUUUGGAAAAUCAACAUAUUCUCCAAGUUUAUGAAAGAUGAAUUGGGAUACUUGUCAGUCUUUGAUGUCAUCUGGAUCAACUAUUCUGAAACUAAUGUAAAUGAAUCUAUUGAGUUAUUAGUUGAAUAUGAUUGUACAGAAGUAUUCCCCAGACGAGAAGAAGAAAUAUUUGAAAUUUGAAAAAGGCCAAGAUUCAGAAUAGAUCAAUUAAUUUAUCGGAGACAGCAAUGGAAUGUAUGUCAUUGAGAAUAUUGAUCCAGAAAAAGGAGACUUUUUAAAUGGGGGUUAUGUUGAGUGGGUUAACGAAUACAGACUUAAACAUUUAACAUCCAAUUAUUAUCUAAAAUUAGAAGAAAUCACUGAAAAUCAUGGUUCAUUCAGAUUGGUUGCAGUUGAAAGCAUUUCUGACUCAUCCAUUUUCAAAUUUGGAAUGAUACAUUCUACAAUAAUAAAGAAGGAGAAUCAAGAAUUCUUGACAAAAGAUUCCUACUUUAGAUUGUCAUCAAGGGACACAGAGAAUUAAUUUUGGUUGAAGAUAGAUACUGUGGGUCCUAAUGAAAUUUAUAAAAUUGAGGGUGACAAUUUCAUUGAAGAUAUUACAAUCCCUAUUUUCAAUUAAGAUAAAAAGGAUGAGCAUGUAUUUAAUCUGGCUUGUGCAUCCUUAAAUGAAGUUAGGUUUAUUAAGUAUUUAUUAUCUUGCAUGAAAAUCUUAAAAAGAAGUAAAGAGUAUCUGGAUGUCGAUUUAAAUAAUACUAACUUUUUUAAAGAUUAUCAGUUCCAAGACAUUUACAAAAAGUUGGUUGUGAGAUCAUAACACUUGGAACAAGUAUUAGAUGAUUUAUAUUUACUUUGCCAUAACAAAUUAGAAGGCUUUGUGUCUUUUGAUUCAGAAUUUGGAUUCCCACAUCCUCAUACACAAAACCUUCUGAAAGAAUAAUACUUCUUUGAAAUCCUAAUAUAAAUUCUUGUGAUUUGCUUCCCUACUUAGGAGAGUUUAUAGAAGGCAGAUGAGCCUGUCGAAUUGGUUUAAGUGACUAAAUUAUUAUCAGAAGAAUAACAAGUAGAUCUGAAUCUUGAAAAAUAAAUUAUAGCUAGGUUUGUAGAGAAGAAAAAGAUCAUUUGCACUAAGAUCUUUAAAUUGUUACAAGCUAUGGUCGUCGAUAAUCUCUCAAAUCAAGAAUAUUGCUCUAAAUAUUUACCUAUUCUCUCAAUGCAAGCCAUGUAUUUGAAUGGAGCCAUAAGUACUAUCAUCUCAAUCAUUCAUAACUUCGAAGAACUUCUAUUGAAUCUAAAUAAAGAUGACAAUCCACUUGAUAUGCCAUAAUAAAUUUUAAAGGCUGCCUCCAUUAAAACUCCUUAGAUUAAUUAAAAUAAAUAAAAGAAGAGAAGAAGAAAUGAAAUUAAUAAGCCAAUUAUUGAUUAUAAUGCCUAAUACAAAAUCUUGUGUAAACAGAUUAAAGAAUCGACUCCUGUUCAACUCCAAACAUGGGAUUUACUUAUGUUCUUCACUACUAUGCUGAAGAGCAAUCAUUUCAAAUUUAACAAAAAGAUUGAAAUUAUGUACUUCUUAAAAGAAUCAGUUUGCUUUGAAGAAAAGGGUAUCAAUAUUAAUCAGGAAUCGGCUUAUAAAUAUAUACUUUCAUCAUAAAGGGUAUUUGAAGAUGAAAUACUUAUAAGAUUAAAAAGUGAUGGUCCUCAAUUGAAAGUUUACCGAGGGGAUUAAGAAAGCACUCUACUUGAUUAUUAUCAUAAAUACUCAAGCAAUAAUGAUCCAAGAUUAUUGAAUUUUAUUCCUUAUGUUUAGGAAUUGAUGAGAAUGUAUUCGAGAAUGUGCAAUUCCAGAAAUUAUACUUGGAAAAAGUUUGCUGAAAACUUCUUUAAUGUAGAAAGUUUGAUUGAAAAUAUUUAAAACAAUCAAUAUAAUGUUGAAAUUCGUUCGAUUAUUUGUAGUCUCUUGAACAAAUUAUAUGUUGAUCAAGAACCAAGAAGAAUAAUCAUUUGGCCAGAACUUUGUAAAAUUGUCAGGACUAAUAGGAAAUAAAAUAAAAAUGAUAUCAAUAAUACUAUGCUUUCAGAAGGGAAAUAACAAAACAAAGUUUCUAAAACUGAUCCAGUCGAUAUUCCUAAGGUACAAGAGAAGAUAAAUGGAUAUCUAGCUGAUUAGUUGAUUUUUGUAUAAAAUUAAUCAGAUCUUGUGGAUUUAAGUAAAGGACCAACAGAAAGGCAUUAAAUGUUAGGAAUUGUAUUCAAAAAUGCCCCUGAAAUAUAUAAUGAACUCACUUUAGAAGUUAUUAAGUUAUUUAAACUAUUGAUUUAAUUCGGAAAAUAUUCAAUUAUCAUUGAGGAAGAUGAAGAAAAAACAAUCAGAAAAAAUUAGUAGUUGUUUUCUAAUCUCAGAGCAUUAACUGCUAUUUUAGAGUAUAAUUCAACCUAUCCAGAAGUAAGAAAGAUCUUGUCGAUUAAAAGAAAGGAAGAGGAAAAUUAGAAGAAUAGUACAAAUCUUUUUGGAUUUGGAAAUAAGAAUAAAAAGAAUGAAGACGAAUAGGGUUAAGUAAAAUAGUAGUAUUCAGGUGAAGAUGAUGCUGAAGAUUUAUCAGAAGCAGAAAACUUCUAAAAAUAGGUUGAAUUUCUCUCAUUGAGAAUGAAUCAAUUCAUGUAUCAACAAUAAUUACCUAAUGAUCCAUUGAUUAAAUUAGAAGUUUGUGAAAUAUUAGAUCUGUAUCUUGAUAGCAAAAUGGAUUUUUAUCUUAAUAAUUUGAAACAAUAAUUCUCACAAUAGGUAAACAAAUUAAAUCUAUAUAAUGAUGUAUUUAAUCGUGAUUUGGACAUCGACAAUGAAUAACACAAAGAAUAAAUUCAAUAGUAAUUCAGAGAUACUAUAAAAAAAAAUCUUGAUAACAUGUUACCAGCAAUCAUGAAAACUGGAACAAAGGUAGAUGAUGAAAUUUUUAAGAAGAAAGAUGAAAAUCAAAUCUUUGGACUUAUGAAUAUAGCUAAUAUCGCCAAUAUUGCAAACAAGUUGGUUAACACAGACGAAGAUUAAUCCAAAGUCAAAUCUCUAGAUGCUAUAGAAUUAAGUAAUAUCAUACAGUUUUCAAUAUUCCCUUCUUUGAUAUCUAUUUUUUGUCUAAACCAAAGUCUUGAUUUAGAAUCAAAGAUUCUCCAUAUUUUAACUAGAUUUUACAAUUAGAGACAUGAGUUUGCUUAUUUAUCGUCUAAUCUCUUACUGUUGUUUGAUGACACUAAUAUCACAAUAUUUAAAAAAUCCAAAAAGAAGAUAUUGGUUUUGGCAAAAUGUGUUGAUGAAUCAGAAACAUGGGUACAGAAUUUGGAUGAACCAUCAAAUUUGAAAACUUUAGAAUUAGUAUAAUAACACUUUGAAUUUUUCACUUAAUUACUUUUCAAAGGUUCAUACUUGAAUGAAUCCUAAGAACUAGAAAAAGGACAUGAAGGACAAGUUGAUAGCAUUAGAUAAGAUAUGAUGAGACACUUGAAAGUCGACAAAUUGGGAGUUGACUUAAUUAAGGAUAGUGUUUUUAUGGUUGAAUAAGAAGAUAUUGAUCCUGAAUUGCAGUUAAAGUUGAAGAAGAUGUUUUAAGUUUGUCUAACUUUCUUAAAGUACUUUUGCAUGAAUAACCUAACCAAUUAAAAUGUUAUGGCUUAACACAUAGUAGCCUUGAUAUCUAAAUUGAAUACAGAUUUGGGUUAAGUUGAGUUACUCUGCGAAAUAUUCAGAGAUAAUAAGACAGUUUGUUAUGAGCGUUCUCAAGAGGUCAUCGAUGAUUUUGUGAGAUUAAUUAUUACCAAUGGAAGAAGAGUUAGAUACUUGGAAUUCUUUUUAGUGAUAAUGUAAAUUAAAACUGAAUACAUCUCUCAAAAUUAGAAGGCUGUUUUAAAUCUAUUCAUUGAUCCUAGGUACAAGACUCAAUUGUUUUAUAUGUUACCAAAGGCUGAAACUGAUGAACAUCCAGUGUUUGAUUUUGAAACUAAAAUUCAUGAAAAUCCAAAUUACAAAGAUGAACCAUAUGAUUAUCACUCAAAGUUUAUUGAAGUUUGUGCUUAAUGUACUAUAGGUAAGGAAGGUUUGCUAAGUUCAGAAAAUAAGUUGAAGGCUUAAAUUACUUUUAAAUAUGUAAUGGAGUUGUUAUUGGAAAAGGAUGAAUUUUCUGAAUUCAUUGAUCCUCCCAGUGGUUUAGAAUCUGAAAAAUAAUUUAUGGAGAUUCCAGUUCACAAGUAAAGAUCAUAAUUGUAAAGUGGAAUCAGCAUCAUACCACUUAAUUAAGCGAAAAUGGAAGGGAUCACAAAAAUGAAACCCUCCUUGUUAGAUUUAUUAUUUUAUACUUAUCUAGAAUCAGAGAAGAUAUCUGAAGAAGUGUUUUCAUGUUUUGAUAUGAUUAUCUAAUUUAUUGCAAAUGAGAAGGAUAGAAUUAUGAGGUGUAAAAAUUUCAUUCCAUAAUUUUAUGAUUAUUUCUUUAGUAAUCUUAUGUUGGUGUUAAAUGGAUUGGUUAAAGUAUUGAAUAGAGAAUUGGGAUCCCAAGCAUUAGUGCAAGGCUCUAAACUAUAAAAAUAAUCCACUGAAUUUUAUAGGGAACUUGAAGAAUUGAGGAACUUCUUGACAGAUUCAUUUACUUCUAAGCUUCAAUUAAGCAAUCGUUAAAAGACCUUAUUAUAGUAUUUUAGAGAUAAUAUCAUUAUGAAGGAAGAAUUAAACAAAUAAAAUUAGGAUGAUUAAAGGUAUUAGUAAGAGAAGGAGAGAUAAAAGAAUCGAUCUAGGCAAACUUCGUAAUAUAAGACUCCAAAAAGGCUUUAAACUAUUUAAACGUCAAAAAGAGAAUUAAGUACUGAUUAAAUUUGGAAGGAAUUGUGGGAUAUAUUUUUAACAGAAUUCUUAGAUUGUGAAGAAUUAAUAGAAGCCAUCAAUAAAGAAUAGAUGGCUUUUGCUUAAGCCAUCUCAAAGGUUGAAGAGAUAUUUAUUAAAGAUAAAAUUGUUCAUCAACAAAUUAAUAAAUAAAUCAUUUUUUAAAGACUUAUUGCAUUUUUAGAAAAAUCUUCAGCCUCAGCUGACAACAUCACAACAUUUAAACUAAUAUUGAAUGUAUUACGAAAUUUCAUUCAUAUUGAAGAUGAAUCAGAAUUCACUCCUGAUAUGGAUGAAGAAGAAAAAAAGAAUAUUGUGUAGAGACAAAAAAAAGAUAACUAAAACUUUUUAAAUAGCAAUAAUGCUAUGUAAAUGGCAUUGACGUUGCUGAGUGAUAUCUCAGAUCCAAUCAAUUCCCAGAAGAUCUUUAGCGAAUUAAUACAAUUUGCAAUCGAUCUUCUCGAUGGAGGAAAUCAAGAUAUUUAAAGAUCCAUUUGGAAUUACUUUUAGAACUUUACAGAGAGUGAAACCUUUUUUUUAAGAUUACAUAACGAAUUUUAGAAAGCUAUUAAGAAUAUGAAAUAAACAGAUGAAAUGUAAUAGUAAUUCGGAUUCUAAAGACAACCAGAUUUAAUCAAUUAGAUUUUAAGAUUACUUUAAUUAUUCGCAGAAGGACAUUAUAGUGAAUUAUAAGAAUAUAUGAACUUCCAAAAGUUCAAUCAUCAUUCACAUAACCUAAUCUAGGAUUUUAUAGACUUAUUGUAAUCCUAUAUGAGUGCUGUAGAACCUGAUUAUUUCGACAAUAUGGUUCAAAACUUUGAUACGAUAACUGAAUUUAUUCAAGGGCCUUGCAGAACUAAUUAGAAAGCACUCAUUGAGGCUAAUUUCCUAGAUCUAGCCAAUAAAUUAUAUGAGAUAGAUGAAAUAGCUUUAGAAAUACAAGAUGAAAUUAUUGAGAAUGAGGAGUUCCUUGAUGACGAUAAUCAGGAAUUAUUCAAUGUGUAAAAGCAUUUGCCCAGAUGGAUGAUUGCAUUCCUCAAAUACAAAUGUUCUAUUACCUUGAUAUCUUUAUUGGAGGAUCGGGAAGGAGAUGAAAUUAUUUAAAGAAUUCAAAAAUCCAUAAGCAAUGAAAAUUUGAAGCAAAACAUCAGUAAUAUAUUUUAUAUGUUCUAAUUGUAUUCGAAUGAAAUUUACGAACUUAAAUUGUUUGGUCACUUUACUAAUACUCAACCGAAAACCAGAGAAGAAAGAAUGAAUUGCAGUUUCAUCAUUGAAACUGGGUUCAACUUAUUUUUCAUUUACUAAAUACAUUAAAAAACAAAGAACAAAACUGUAUAAUAGGUUAAGAAUGAGGAGGAGGAAACUGACGAUAUGACUUCAUAGUUAUUAAACAAUCCCCUCUAUAAGUUAAUUUUACUAGUAUAGAGCUUAAUUAAAAGCUUGUAAGAUAGUGCGUUGCAGGUGGCAAAGAUCUAUAAAAAAACAGAACAAUAGACUCCAAAAGAAAGGAUGGAUAAAUUAUAAUAGGCAAGACAAUAACUAUUUCCAAAAGCAUAUAAGUUCUUUUUAUCUAAGACUGCUAAAAUAGAAAUAAUGUUGGAAAGCAAAAAUGUUGAGGAAACAUACUUUUAUAUUCCCCCUUACUGUUAACUUGAUGAUGAUGUCAAAAGAAACUUUAAUGAGACUGCUAAUAGGAAUUCAAACAAAGCUAAAGUCACAUCUUUGGUUGAAAGUUCAGAGGAAAUAAUAAAAACAAUGAAGUUGAAUUACAAAAUUCAAGUUUAUUUAAAUCAAAUCAAAACCCUUUAAGUAAUUAUAGAGAACAUAGAUUUACUCAGAGACAUAGAGUUUAUCAUUGCAUUAUUAAUUAACAUAUUUAUUUUCCUAUUUUAUAAGAAGGAGUACAUUGGAAAAGAUGUAAAUGCGGAUCUUUCGGAAACAGAAAAUUGGUCAGAUGCAGAUAGUUUUGAAUAUCAGGAUCUUAUAGAUGCAUUGGGAAUUUUAUCAAUUGUGCUCUCAAUUUUGAUUGUUGCCUUCUUCUUAAGCAGAAAUGCCCCAUUACUAUUAGAGAAGGCUUGGAGUGGUGUUGGACAAGAGAAAUUAAAUCCUCUAGCUUAUUUGAUAAGAUUGCUCAAGACAGUCUAUUACUUAUUAUCAGAUUUCUUUGCCUUGUAUUAUAUAAUGUAUGGAACAGCAGCAGUAUUGGGUUGAU
Messenger RNA from Paramecium octaurelia, 7786 nucleotides. The record is from the annotation of a GenBank genome assembly. NCBI's taxonomy places the organism in Eukaryota, Ciliophora, Oligohymenophorea, Peniculida, Parameciidae.